UAUGUGGAUCUAAUGGACUUUUAGAAUGUAGAGUGUUAUUAAAAAUUGAACUGAAAUCGCAAAAAAUGAAAACUAAUCACUGAAUUUUCAAAUUUAUCGUGCCAAAAAUAAGUCUCCAAUCUCCAUGUUGUUCUCUAUCAAGUUCUACCUUUGUCAAACUUUUAAUUUCCAACCUUUUUAGCUUAUUUAAUUUUCUCCAUGUUGUUCUCGUGCCAGAAAUAAAAUCUAUUUUAUUUUCGGAUUGAGUUUCAGACUCACAAAUGAUACUUUAGUUGAUAACUAUCAAUAUUUUUGGUUUAAUUCAGAUUUGCCUUAUCAAAAAAAGAGAAAAAAAACAGAACAAUUUUUUCAAACUGAAGUACAUGCAUGGUGUGGUGGCUAUGUACUUACGUAGUAUGGAGCAAUUGUUUUACUUUUACAAAAAAAAAAAAAAGCCUCAAGCUUACUAAACUGAAUAGAUUUCAGUCAGAAUAAAUCAUAUAAAAAGAACAUCCUUACUCAAAUAAUAAUAUACGAGCUAGCUACAAAUAUCGUACUCCGUUGAUAUAAAAUCAAACAAAACUUAAAUCUUCAUACAUAUAGCAAAAAAUUAUUCGGUGAAAGAAAACAAAAUUAAUUACGAUUGUAGUUGUGUUGUAGUCGAAUUUAUUCUGACUACUUUUCCUCAACAAAAGAGUACGGGUUGACUUUCAGUUCGAGGAAUGGUUAUAGUUAAACAGUACCAAAAAUAUCAAGCAUUGCAUCUUCAAUGACAAUUACAUAUAUUUAAAUCCAUUGUCUUCUUCUUCAAAGGAAUCAUAAUAUGCAGAAACAAGAAAGAUAUGGUUACAACCCAAAAAAAGAACAAGAAAGCAAGUUUUGACGAAGAAGACGAUAACGAGGCGAUGAUAAUCAUCACAUCGAAACUUCAACAUGUGUUAGCAGCAAAAUCGAGAAGGCUACAAUACCUGUCAUCACCGGUAACUAGUAACAACGUGUCAUUGUCACUCUUGUCGUCCCCUGAUGAUUCACUCUCUCGCGCUUCGAUUCCUUUCUCAUGGGAAGUAGAACCUGGCAAGCCUAAACACCAUGUUCGUCAUCCUUCUUACUCCAAGUGUCUUGAUUUGCCACCGAGAAUGCUCCUUCCUGACGAGUUUACCAAAAUGCCUCUGACAGCUAAUCAUCGCUGUCGUCUUUCGGGGUGGAAACGGUGGUUCCACUGGAAGAAAGAGAGAGGUGGUGAGGAUUAUGUGGCCGGAAGUUGUAGUUUUAUUUAUCCAUCGGAAGAUGAAGAUGACAUGAAGACCACAAGAACAAGAGGUCUCCAUUGUUUCUCUUACGUCACUAGAUGUUAUUUCUGGGUAAAUUAACCUAAUUUGUCUAAAAAAAUGUUUUCUCCGAUGGAACCGUCGAUUACAUGUAAGUUCGUGUCUUCUUUUGUUUUGCAAGAAGUUCCAGGGAAGAACAAGGAGCUAAAAAAAACAUAGCUUUUGAGGGAGAGAGAUUUUAUUAUAAAUAAAUAAUACAAAGCAAAUACUUACUGGAUUAUGGGCUUUUCUGAGCAUAUAUACUGGCCCAAUACCAUAAUAAUUGUCGAAUUAUUUUUAUGAUGCUCGAGCUGGUUUCGAAUGUAUAGGAUGUUGAAAAAGUAAUGUGGGCCAUAUAUAAUGGAGAGAUAAUGCAUAAUUAGUGGCUAGGAUGUGAUCUUCCAUAUGCGAUAAUCAUUACAUCAAAUUGUCCUACAAAUUAUAUUUUGUAUAAAAAAUUAAAAAGUUUCGAAUUCUGGUGGCGAAAGUUUUCAAAAAACUGUUUAAAUUUUCAUAUACACACAUUUACUUUCGUUCAUUCUGUGUUGGAGUGAAGACAACUAACUAAUGUAUACCAAUGUUCUUAAGCCCAAUAAAACUAAUGGGCCAUAUAAUAUAAAAGGCCGAAGAAUAAAACAACAGAAGCUUCUUCUAGCUUAAGUGGCUGAAAGACCACGUCGACGUGGUAGGUCGUUUAAGGCGAAAGAAAACGGCACGCAAGUGAAGCUAGGAGAUUAAAACGACACGAAAGGUGGGGUGGGUGUUUUGGGUAGGAAAGACAGUUGUCAACAUCAGGGAUAUGGAUUGAAUAAAAUAUAAUUAAAAAAGUCCUUAGAUUUCAAAAAAGCUAAUCACGCCUCAAAACUGGGGCCUAUCUCUUCCUUUUUGUCGCUUCUUGUCGGUCCUUCUCUAUUUCUUCUCCAACCCCUCAUUUUUUAAUAUUUACAUAACUAACCAUUUUACUUUCUUUGUCAAAAAUAUACCCAAAAUUCUAUGAUUAGUUUUUAAGUUAUAGUUUCUGUAAUUGAUUGUUGUAUCGAUAUGAAAAUUAGUUAUAAUCAAUUAAAUUUUUAUGCUCAAGUAA
Arabidopsis lyrata subsp. lyrata is the source of this 2370-nucleotide messenger RNA. RefSeq lists its product as uncharacterized. The record is from RefSeq and is a predicted model, not a curated record. The coding region runs from base 822 to 1349 and encodes 175 amino acids. The transcript has a single exon. NCBI's taxonomy places the organism in Eukaryota, Viridiplantae, Streptophyta, Magnoliopsida, Brassicales, Brassicaceae.